CGACUUUACGUUAGUGUGUGGUGAAUAGAAUACAACUAGUAUCCUGGUGAGAGUAAGAUGGCGGGGCCGGAGCGGAUAGAACUGUUUAUCGAUGAAAACUCGGUAGAAAGCGGCGCGCUGAAGGCGAUGCAGACGGUCAGACCGAGCUGGAAGCCUGAUGAGAUCAAGUUCAAGGUGUUCACUGAUGGCAUCACCAACAAGCUGGUGGGAUGUUACCUAGAGGAGAAUAAGAAGGACAUGGUGUUGGUCAGGGUGUACGGCAACAAGACAGAACUGCUGGUGGACAGGGUGGCAGAAAUAGAGAACAUGCAGAUUCUCCAUGUCAAUGGCUGUGCUCCUGAGCUGUAUGGUGUGUUCACCAAUGGUCUGUGUUAUGGCUAUGUGCAUGGGGUUGUGCUGGACACACAGCUUAUCAGGGACCCUAAAGUCUCCAGGUUGAAUGGACGAGAGAUGGCCAGAAUGCACCACAUCCAGCCAGCCAAUGGGAAGAUCCCUGAGCCAAGCCUCUUUGUCAAAAUGUCCAAAUACUUCACUCUUAUUCCAGACAGUUUCACUGAUGCUGAGAAAAACCAAAGGUACCAGAAGGAGGUCCCCAGCACCACCCAACUACAGCAGGAGUUGGAGAGUCUCAAGGGGGCGCUGCUACCACUCAACUCACCAGUCGUCUUCUGUCACAAUGAUUUGCUCUGUAAAAACAUUGUGUACACAGAGGCUGAAGACAAGGUGACCUUCAUAGACUAUGAGUAUGCCAGCUACAACUUCCAGGCCUAUGACAUUGCCAACCACUUUGAUGAAUUUGCAGGUGUAGAUGAGGUUGACUACAGCCUGUACCCAGACAGGGAGUUCCAGCUCGCCUGGCUCAGGAGUUACCUGCAGUACUUCCACGCGGAUCGGCCUCAGCCUGUCACAGACAGGGAGGUGGAGAUAUUGUACAUCCAGGUCAACAAGUUUGCCUUGGCUUCUCAUUUCUUCUGGGGAUUGUGGGCACUCAUCCAAGCCAGGUUCUCUGCCAUUGACUUUGACUUCCUGGACUACGGCAUCCUACGGUUCAAUGAGUACCUCAAGAGGAAGGACGAGUUCUUGGGACUACAACUUCCAGAAUGAAGGUCAACAACUGGAUCUAAAUGUUCCAGCCAUGCUGUACAUAUGCCUUUUCUUUUGUGCAAUGUAUUACUAAGUUAUAUCUGGCUACCUGACAAUUUGUUGUGCACUUUAAUUUCACUCACUAUCUUCAAAGAUCAUUAAUUGACAGAGACUGAUGGACAAUAAAAUGUAAAGGCUGUUUUAUCAACAGCUUAAGUUGACAUUUCACUGAGCAGGUAAGGACAUUGUGUAUUUCAGCAGGUAGCAACUAUCUUUUCCCCACAUUGAAUCUGUUUGUAGAUUGGGUUACUUAUUUGAAUUCUGAAGAAAAUGGCAAUAGACCAGUCAAACAUCCAUUGUGUUGAAACACAAUUUUAGCUCUGUACAAUGUUAACAACCAACACAGAUGAACUUUGCCAGUAUAACUAAUAAAAGUUGUUAACAUAGUUUACAAUACUGUAGCAGUUGAGAGAUAGGGAGUUCAGCAUAGUGGGAUUGUCAAGCUAACGCAGACCAGACUUCAGCCUCGCCUGCUCUGUCACAGUAUGGACUAAUCACAGUGUGCUGGCACUAUUUCUAGCACCAAAGAUCUUGGUUAUGCUACCUUAAGGCAGGUGUUCACUGUUUAAGUGCUUUCUCAUGUUGACAUUGCGUGACGAUGGAUGUAAUUUUACCUUGUUGUUUGUAAGAAGGUUAUGUUUUAGGUAGCGUUUGUGUGUAUGUAUGUGUAAUUGCGUGUAGGAGACCAGCAUAACUCAAGAAUGCCUGGAUUGAUAUUUGGUAUGAAGGUACUUGAUGAGACCUGGAAAUGACGGGAAUUGGGGGGCCCUAGCAGCUUGUUACGGUACUGUGGUGGAACUUCUUAUAUCUGGAGUUCUGGACAUGCUAUGAUUGUGACUUUUGAGUGGUGGAUAGCUCUUGGUGUAGAGAGUAAGUGGUGUAGGUUUGGGCCCCCUUUUGGCUAUCUUUUUAAUUGCAGGGGCUGAUUUUGUUUCACAUUUUACAGGAGAAUAAGGCCACACCAAUUUAAUUUCUUGGUUCACGGAUUUUUUUCAUAAAAAAUAUGGAGCGAGAGGGCCAAAUAAAAAUAAAAA
Branchiostoma floridae (Florida lancelet) is the source of this 2177-nucleotide messenger RNA. RefSeq names its product ethanolamine kinase 1-like. NCBI's taxonomy places the organism in Eukaryota, Metazoa, Chordata, Leptocardii, Amphioxiformes, Branchiostomatidae. The transcript has 9 exons. Gene Ontology annotation, cellular component: cytoplasm. The record is from RefSeq and is a predicted model, not a curated record. The coding region runs from base 58 to 1104 and encodes 348 amino acids. Gene Ontology annotation, molecular function: ethanolamine kinase activity. Gene Ontology annotation, biological process: phosphatidylethanolamine biosynthetic process.